AUGGGCAAAGCAUUAGGUCUCGACAUCGCCGCCAAGCGCAAGCGCACGCGCGCCGACUACCCAUACCACGAAGACUACCGAACAAGAUGGAACGACAACGACAUGUUCCACCACCUCAACAACCCCGUCUACGCCGUGCUCAUCGACUCCAUCAUCAACUCCUACCUCAUGCAAUACGCCGGCUACAGCACCGCCAAAUCCGCGCACAUCGGCCUCGUGGCCCACACCUACUGCGACUACUUCGGCUCCGCGCAGUACCCGGGGAUGCUCGACGUGGGGCUGCGGGUGGUGAAGCUGGGCACGAGCUCGGUGAUGUACGAGGUCGGCGUGUUCCAGGAGGGGCAGGAGGAGGUCAAGGCUGUGGGCGGGUUUAUUCAGAUUUGGGUGCUCAAGGCGACGAACAAGGUGGACGGGAAGGGGGUGCCGAGCAGUGUGAGGGAGCCGAUUCGGCCGUUGUUGAAGGGGAGUGAGCAGGAGGAUGAGAUGGGGAAGGCGAAGUUAUGA
Neohortaea acidophila is the source of this 504-nucleotide messenger RNA. Its product is annotated as HotDog domain-containing protein. The coding region runs from base 1 to 504 and encodes 167 amino acids. Gene Ontology annotation, molecular function: fatty acyl-CoA hydrolase activity. Gene Ontology annotation, cellular component: mitochondrion. NCBI's taxonomy places the organism in Eukaryota, Fungi, Ascomycota, Dothideomycetes, Mycosphaerellales, Teratosphaeriaceae. The record is from RefSeq and is a predicted model, not a curated record. The transcript is spliced from 2 exons.